AUGUCAGACGACUCGCCUCGCAAGCCAGAGUACCCCCGGGACGACAAAAAGCCCUGGAGGCUCAUCAAGGGCGACCCCGACCACUAUGCGUACGGCGAAUCUGGCAGCAAGAAGCUGCGAUUGGACGGUCAAUGGUACGUCUGUCCGAUUUCCGGCUGCGGCUUCAUAAAGGACUGCAAGAAUGAGUUCGUCGGUCGUCGGCAUUUCCAGCUGUGGCAUGGCUACCCAUGGCCACAGGACUCCAGAGGCCUCCUCAGCGCCGCGAUUCUGCUGCCACAUGAUCAGAAGAAGCAGCAGCAGGAUGCGUGGGCUGCUAUUCUCGGCGCUUUCGGUGGUGCGUCUGCGGCUCCGUUCACCGAUACGGGAAUCCGUAGAGGUGGAAUUCCUUACCCGUUCUCUGCUGCUGCUGCAGCAUAUGUUGAGCAGACUGGUGGUGUUGCUGCUGCGCACGCGCGUGCAUUGAAUGCGCCGCCUCCUCCGCCUGCUCUUCCUUCGCCCUGGCCUCCCUCUCCUGCUGCUGAUGCAGCUGUGGAUGCGCUUUGGGCUGCUGCUCCUUCUGGGCCAGCCAAGAAGAAGAAGGAACCCGCCAAGAAGCGCGCUCUCUCUCCCUCCGCCUCCGCCACCACCACCAAGAAGCCACCGAAGAAGCGGAAGCAGGCUAACGGUGCCUCGAAGCCCGCCCUGGCUUCUACUUCUUCGGCGGGCGACAAGAAGGGGAAGGGCAAGCAGAAAGACCCGGAAUCAGUUCCUGCCGCGGCUUCUCCUCCUCCCGACCUCCCAAUCACCACCACCACCGCCAACGACGACGACGACCCCGAGCACCUCGAGCACCUCGAUUUCGCCGUCGCGACAGAGGACUCCCUGCGCGACCAGAGCGGUGGUGUCCGCCAGGAUGCUUCCCACGCCAGCAAACGCGCUGCUGCUCAGCAGAAGCAGGCCACCCAACAGCGCCUCGCCCUCCUCAACCAGCAGCUGCAGCAGACGCAGCGAGAGCACCAGCAGGAGCAGCAGCAACCAUUCGCCUUCCGCCUCCCGCUCACCCAAUUCCCUCUUUCUUCCGCUCCUGCCACCACCAAUGCCUCUCCUGCUCCCCCUCGUCCGAGGUGGGUCUGCCGUGCCCGUGUGGCUAAUGGGGAGGCGGUGUUGGGUGAGGGAGAGGUAGAGGGAGAGGGGAAGGGGGGGUUGUGUCCGUGUGAUGAGGCUGGGUGUGCGCAGAGUUAUGAGGAUUGGUGA
Messenger RNA from Cyphellophora attinorum, 1233 nucleotides. RefSeq lists its product as uncharacterized. NCBI's taxonomy places the organism in Eukaryota, Fungi, Ascomycota, Eurotiomycetes, Chaetothyriales, Cyphellophoraceae. The record is from RefSeq and is a predicted model, not a curated record. Bases 1 to 1233 code for a protein of 410 amino acids. The transcript is spliced from 2 exons.